CGUAAGGUGUCCUGUGUUUCUGCAGACGGUCGAUGUAGCCUUCAGCGCCAUCGCCUCUCCGCACGUGAAGAAGAUUGAGCAGCUCGUUCACGUCGUGGUGGAUCCGAAACUCACUCAUGGCGCUGCGAGGACAGCCCGCUACGUCACCAUCUUUGUCACGCUAACAUCUCAGGACGUCAUCUUCUCUCGGAGACGCAAGCGAGCUAGCAUGUUAACCGAGUUUGAGCCCGUCACAAAACUUACCAACAAAGAAGCUGCUGUCGGUUGUUGUGCCGCUCCAAAACCCGAUGUCGGCAGAGCUCCGAACCUCCUAGGAGCUUCCCGUCACGUCUAUUAUGAUUUGCUCAAGGCGCCUUCGUCGAAUUCUUCUUCUACGCUUCAUGUUGCGUUGACGACACUGCCCCCCCACGGGUGAUAUGUUGUACAACAAGUGCCGGCGUCAUCGUCUGAACGGUAAUAAACGUAAUAAACAACGCUUGUUUGUCUUUUGACGGCUCACAGUCGUUUCUUGGCAGAAAUAUGCCAAAAAUAACUAAGGGUAGUUGUCAGAAAGUCUUAGUAUGCUAGCAAUUAGCUUUUAGUUUGAAAAGCCACACAGCGGAAGUAAACAGUAAACACGUUACAACCCGGAAGAACUGUCUUUCUCAGAAGACGGUUUGAAUAUGUCAGAAGGCCAAAUGUUUGAUUAAUGCCAUGUUGCUAAGUGCGCCGUGUCGUUAGCGUGCGUGUUCAAGUCCUCCGUCGACCGUUAACCGUGCCUGAGUUUUUCGACGAGCACAUCAUGGCCGAGCUUCAUGCGGUCGAACCGAGCGGUACCAGCACCGUCGAGCAGGCGGAGCACCGAGACGUCCGCGGCUCGGUUCGCCUGCCUUCGCCCAGCUUGCUAGUUCCGCCUCGGGCCGGUCAACUCAGUCCCGCCGUCUCCAACCGCUCGGUGUUCGGCUUCCCGGUCAAGAGCAGCCCGACUUCCCCGUCCGAAGCGGCUGACAAGCCGGGGUCGCGCUGGGUCCGUCUGAACGUCGGCGGGACGUACUUCAUCACCACCAAACAGACUAUGUGCAGGGACCCCAAGUCCUUCCUGUCCCGCCUGUGCCAGGAGGACCCCGAUCUGGACUCGGACAAAGACCAAACGGGGGCCUAUUUGAUUGACAGGGACCCCACCUACUUUGGACCCAUACUCAACUACCUGCGGCACGGAAAACUCAUCUUGGACAAGAACCUGGCCGAGGAAGGUGUUCUUGAAGAAGCCGAGUUCUACAACAUUGCCUCCCUGGUCCGCUUGGUCAAAGAACGCAUACGUGACAACGAGAACCGCACGUCACAGGGGCCGGUCAAGCACGUCUAUCGCGUCCUGCAGUGCCAGGAGGAGGAGCUCACUCAGAUGGUCUCCACCAUGUCAGAUGGAUGGAAGUUUGAGCAGCUGAUCAGCAUCGGCUCGUCGUACAACUACGGGAACGAGGACCAGGCGGAGUUCCUCUGCGUGGUCUCCCGCGAGCUCAACAACUCCACCAACGGAGUCGUCAUCGAGCCCACCGAAAAGGCCAAGAUCCUGCAGGAGCGAGGCUCCCGCAUGUAAGGAGACGUCCGUCCCACAAAGCAGAACUUUGACUACGCCCACCCACCCAUCGUCGCCAUCGUCACCAUUACGUCCUCCUGUGUGCCUUCCACCACGCUGGCCCCUCCCCCUCCGUCACGGCAGUGGUGCGCGCUGAUGUCGGGAUACUUCCUGCCAAACGUCAGCGCUUCUCCCAAACGGAAUGAGAGCGUCGACUUGUCUCUGUCUCACGUAUCCAUGGCGACCUCCGGCGCGUGGGCUGUGACCCCUCCUCUUGCCAACAUACGAACAUGUGAUCUGACACCGUGUGCUCCAGUCGAGACUUUGGACGAGCUCCGUUUCCUGCAGGACGCGUCUUCCCCCAACCAAUCACAGCGCGUCUUAAACUUAGUAAACGUUGGAUCGGUGAAAAGGAGGCCGUCUGGCCGCUAUGUUGACAUGUUAACACACGUUGUGUAUUUGUGUGCGGCGCCUUUGGGAUAAGGAGGUGGGCAGUUGUCAGUCACAAUGUUAACAAAUACCUCCUCUAACAUGCUCGCAGUCUUAGCUGGGGGGGGUGUCAGCAUGCCAGGUGGGAUUUUAUGAACAGAAAACAAAUGCAUGCCAGAUUUGUUAGUACAGCAUGCUAACACGGCAGCAUUGUUAGCAUGUGUCGUCUGUUAGCAUUGCCGGCCGCCGCUUCACCUGCAGGAUCAAACAUAGAACUGAUUGGCUCUGGAAAAGUCAGGGAAUUGGUCCGUGGUUGUUAAAUUUACGGGUUGGCGAGUCGAUUGCAAAAAAAAAGUAUCUUUUUGUGCACACGAGGAAAAGGAGCGCAUGAAAGGGCGUGAAAAAGGUGUCGUGUUCUGGAAUUAGUCCGUGUUGGUGAAAAAAAAACGUGUCGUGGUGCAUGGUUGGGUUGGGGGGGGGGGGUGUUUGGGGGCUGUCUUGCUGUUCUAUUUAUCCUCACAUCUUCUUUGUUGUUGGCUAACUGCUGUCGGGCCCUUUGGCUAAUUAUUGCUAACUGUCAAUUAGCCUCCCAAGCGACCAAUCAGAAGGCGCCAACGUCCCGCGGCGACUCGUGUUCAUUUCGGUCUGCAUGCCUUUUGUGCACGUGUGUUGACAGUAUUGUGAGACACCUUUUGUCUCCUUAAUUUAUUGCAGAUUUUGUCUACAAAUGUUGUUCUGUAACACAUCUAACCAGAAGGCUCAUAAACACCGUCUGUCUUUGAAGACGCAUUCUGCA
This is a messenger RNA of Doryrhamphus excisus (bluestripe pipefish), 2780 nucleotides long. It is a transcript of the gene kctd2, whose product is annotated as potassium channel tetramerization domain containing 2. Gene Ontology annotation, biological process: protein homooligomerization; proteasome-mediated ubiquitin-dependent protein catabolic process. The record is from RefSeq and is a predicted model, not a curated record. Gene Ontology annotation, molecular function: cullin family protein binding. Gene Ontology annotation, cellular component: Cul3-RING ubiquitin ligase complex; cytoplasm. Lineage: Eukaryota; Metazoa; Chordata; Actinopteri; Syngnathiformes; Syngnathidae.